AUGGCGAAAUUCGACGAGGGUCUUGCUUUCUACGCACAAAUGCUUCUACGCCUCCGCAAUCUACAUAAUGAGGCCAACCUCCUGUCUAAUCGCAUUGAGGCUAUUACUAUGACUGUGACACGUUCGCAGACAUCCGGUCUUUCCACCUCUUCUCAGUCUCCGUCUUCUGAAAUUAAAGUCAUCCCAACUUCUAAAACGUUCCUCUCUUUGGACACACUACCCCCUGCUUCUCAGUUCGUCUCCCCUUCACUUUGUUCUGCUACUAAACCAAUCACUGACUUGACUUCAGCCUCAGGCUUGACUCCGAAUUCUGUGCUCCCUUCUAUCCCAAAUAAGCUUUUAAGUUCUGAUCCGACGCCUCAGGACUAUACAACUGGCAAGUUCUGA
Protopolystoma xenopodis is the source of this 387-nucleotide messenger RNA. NCBI's taxonomy places the organism in Eukaryota, Metazoa, Platyhelminthes, Monogenea, Polystomatidea, Polystomatidae. The record is from the annotation of a GenBank genome assembly.